AUGAAGAUUUUCCAGCGUCUACUAACUGGUGGGGCUUUGCUGUCCUCGCUUGUAUCGGCACUCUCUGUCACUUCAACUAACUCCUGGAAUAUCACGAACGACGUUGAGGGAUCUGUCCGACUCAAUGGUCUCGCUUUCCAGCAAACCGGCCUAACAACUUUCGGGGAUUAUCAAUACGUCGCAUUUUAUAAGACGGCCAGCGGCUAUGGCAAGCAUCAUGUUAACCUCGGACGUCGUCGCGUUUCACCAUCGAUCGGUGAGUGGCAGUACUUUGCCUUCACCGACUACGUGCAACAAACCCUCGAUGAACACAACACCAUCAGCAUGGGCAUCAGCGGCGAUGGCAAAAUACACCUGAGCUUUGAUCAUCAUGAUGUACCACUCAAUUACCGCGUGAGUACUACAGGCAUCGCAAAAUCGGUCCCUGCGACAUGGAGCGCGAGCGCAUUUGGCGCAGUCCAACACAGUUUGCCAGGCUCUGUUGGGCCAUGGACGCCACUUACCUACCCACGUUUCGAACGAAUUGACAACGGUGAUUUGCUUAUGGAGUUUCGCAUUGGUCAGUCUGGCGCCGGCGAUUCCUGGAUUCAUCGCUACUCUUCUACCUCUGGACAAUGGAGUCAAGUCGGCAAAUACCUUCAAGGCGAGGACAAUAAUGCGUACAUCAAUGGCUUUACGAACUCGGCAGGAAAGUUGUUCGCCUCGUGGACGGUACGAGAAACGCCUGACGCGAGUACGAACCACGACUUCUACUUCGCGUUAUCAGAAGAUGCAGGCAGAACUUGGAAGCAGACGAAUGGCCAAACAGUCGCACUUCCAAUCAAGCCUUCUACAGCCGGUAUCAAAGUUUACACAAUACCUCAGAAUAGCCAGAUCAUAAACCAAGAAGCGCAGUGUGCGGAUGAGAAAGGCCGAUUCCAUGCUUUGAUGCGCGAUAAUUCAUCUGGAACUGCACGUUUCUACCACUAUCUCCGGACUGCAGAUGGAAAAUUUACCAAGACCGCCAUCAAUGCACCUGGUCUUUCCACACCACCAUACUUGGCCUACCGAGGCAAAAUAGCGGCAACAGGCGACAACUUGAUAGCGAUUUUGCCGGACCAGCCCAAGCAGACUGUUCAAUUAUGGGGGGCGACGGCGGGCGGAGGGUACACGAACUGGAAGAAGCUAGGAGAGAUUGCGAACAUGGCUGGUGAGCCACUUGUAGACGAGGAGAGACUGAAGAAGAAUGGCGUGUUAAGUGUCUUUGUCCGACAAGGAGGGCCGUUUGGGACACGGAAGGUUCAGGUCUGGGAUUUUGGCCUUGCUUUGUGA
Messenger RNA from Parastagonospora nodorum SN15, 1311 nucleotides. RefSeq lists its product as hypothetical. NCBI's taxonomy places the organism in Eukaryota, Fungi, Ascomycota, Dothideomycetes, Pleosporales, Phaeosphaeriaceae. The record is from RefSeq and is a predicted model, not a curated record. The coding region runs from base 1 to 1311 and encodes 436 amino acids. The transcript has a single exon.